AGACUGCAAAGUUGCCAGACCAUACCAAUGAGACGACCGGGAACCCCAUACAUGACUUCUUGGCCGCCAAUAUAUCGAUGAGCCACCUUCCUACAUCCGCGACGCCUCUCACGUAAAACACUCGCAGAGCGGGGCUCCGCAGCACCUCCGCAAUGGAUCAUGCCGCCUCCGUCUUCGCGUCCGUCUUCCCCGUUCUCUCGCUCUCCCACACAACCCCAACACCAGUCGCGACACCGGUUCUGGGUCAGACUGCGACAGACGGCUCGUUUGGGAGCCCGUAUGCGGGCAGACAUGCAGAUAGGCAAGGACAAGGGCAGCACCGGGCGGUCAAGCGGGGUCUGGCAUGGAGUUGCGCGACGCGAUUCCUGAGUCUGCCUAAAGACUGGUCUGCUGGGGCUCAGCUGCAGCGGAACAGAGAGAUCGAAGACGCAUUGGGCUAUUUGUUGCGCGGGGAGGGCAGGAGCGAGGAUGCCAAGGAGGAGGGGCUCGUGGAGUGGUAUACGAAUGAGUGCAGCCUGCACUUUGCAAGAGAUGUCAGGCCUGGGCUGGAAGAGCUGUGGGGGACAGAGAUCGAGUUGCGCAAUGCGUGGAGCCUGCUUGGUGAGACGCAACGCAUCCUCGAGCAGGUGCAGACUGUCUAUCUCCAACCCUUCAACGAUCACAUCCUCCCGUUUCUGCAGCGAGACGUGAGUAAGGCGGCGACUCGACCCAGUAGACCCGCUCAGAUUGUCGAAGCUGAUGCUCCGGAUGCUGCGAAUUGGAAGUUUCGCCGCGAUUUACACGCUGUGUUUGCGCAUUGCCUGCCUGCCCAGCGCUUCUCAAAGACGCUAAGUUAUGUCUUGUAUGACGCGGGAUGUAGAAUAUUCCGCAUCUACACACGGCGAGACGGGGUACAGGCUCACACGACACCGGAGGACACGCGCGAGUCUCGACAGCGCAUGACGGUUCUUCUACAGGGACUGGAGCGCGUUGGACUUGGUGGUGAUGCUGCACAGAAGGCAUUCGCGCAUGCCAUGACUAAGCUGCUCGACUCGUUUAUCACCAGUCACUAUUUGAAGGUGGAUUGGUACUCGAAGAAGUCGAUUGUGCCGCACUUGAAGAUGUGGAUUCAAGACGGCUUCUGUCCGCUCGUCGAGCUGGUACUGGAGUGCUUGAGGUGCGAGCAGAGUAGCGUUCUGCCGACCGAAAUAUCUUCCUGGCAGGAGAUGGCGCUGAGUAGGCUGGGGCGGGCAAGAGUCGACAAUCUGUUCGACUUUGUGAUUAAUUGGGACAAGAGCUUGGGGGCUGUGCUGGAUAUCAAGGAGUAUCUCAAGGUCACAGGCGCAAAACAACAUCUCACAUCGAGUUUCUCACAACAGAUCUCGAGACGACUGCUGCAUCCUGGAGCUACCUCGACAUACAUUUUGAACGUCUACAUCUCUAUCAUUCGCUCAUUUCACGAGCUGGAGCCUAAGGGCGUGCUGCUCGAACGGGUAGCAAGACCCAUCCGACGGUACUUGAAGGAGCGAGAAGAUACAGCCAGGAUCAUCAUCUCUAGUCUACUCACCGACCUCAGCGAUGAGACAGGCACCAAGUUCUCUUCUAACAGCGAAUUUUCCUACGAGAUCGCUAGCGAAAUGGCAAAGCCCUUUGCAAACUUCGGUCAAGACACGGAUGAAGAACUGAACUGGGGUGAUAUGAACUGGCAGCCUCUGCCCCAAGACGCAUCGCCAGAGUACAAGAAAUCAAAGGUCGAAGACGUGAUAUGGUUCCUACUGACACUCUGGGAGCGUGAUGACUUCAUCAACGAGUUGAAGAACAUCCUCGGAGACCACCUACUGCGAUGUCAAGACCCAGAGUACGAGAAAGAGAUUCGGUUGUUGGAGUUGAUAAAGAUCCGUCUAGGAGACGACAAACUACAAGCAUGCGAAGUCAUGCUCCGCGACGUCCUAGAUUCAAAACGCAUCAACGCGUCCAUCCGCGCAGCAACCUCCUUGGUCGCAAUCUCAUCCACAUACCACACUCCCGAGUCCCGAUCCAGAAAUCCUCGCACUCCGGAUGGCAUACAUCCUCAUACACCUCAACCCCGUCGUCGCCCUGCGCCCCCUACUUCACACCUAGCCCCCUCAACACCCGCCCCCGCACCCAACGAACCAGCACUCAACGCACAAAUCCUCUCAUCCUUCUUCUGGCCGCUCCUCCGCGACGACACCUUCGCCGUCCCCGCGCAAAUCUCCGCCCUGCAGCAAGAAUACGAAGCACGCUUCGAGCGCAUCAAAGGCAUGCGCAAACUCCGGUGGAUGAACGCACUAGGCUCCGGCUCCAUAACGCUCGCCUUCGACGACCGAACAGAAGACUUUGACAACCUAGCCCCCUGGCAAGUCAGCGUCGUCUACGCCUUCCAAGCACAGCCCGCAGAGGCGCGCAAAACGCCAAAGCACACAAAAGCCGGCGAGGGCAUAUCGCGCUCCGUCGCCGAGCUCGAGGAUAUGCUCGCCAUGGACGAGGCGCUCGUCCGCCAGGCCCUCGCGUUUUGGACGGGCAAAAGCGUUCUCCGCGAGGUCGAGCAGGAUGUCUACACCGUCAUUGAGCGCCUGCCGCGCAAGUCGGCGCUCGCGGCUGAAGAUGCUAGCGCGGCGGCCGCCGCGGAGGAACUCGCUACUAUUACCGCUGCACAGGCUACUACCGUCAAGUCGCAGGAGGAUCUGUUCAAUGAGAAGAAGGCGGUGUAUGAGAGCUUUAUUGUGGGUAUGCUGACGAAUCAGGGGAAUAUGCCGGUUAUGCGCAUCGUGAUGAUGAUGCGGAUGAUGGUCCAGGGCGGGUUUCCGUUUGGCGCUGAUGAGAUUAGGGGGCUGUUGGAGGAGAUGGAGGGGAGGGGGGUGGUGGCGGGGUUGGGUGGUGAUGUUUGGGCGGUGAGGAAGUAG
This is a messenger RNA of Dothidotthia symphoricarpi CBS 119687, 2903 nucleotides long. RefSeq lists its product as uncharacterized. Gene Ontology annotation, cellular component: anaphase-promoting complex. The transcript has a single exon. Lineage: Eukaryota; Fungi; Ascomycota; Dothideomycetes; Pleosporales; Dothidotthiaceae. Gene Ontology annotation, biological process: ubiquitin-dependent protein catabolic process. The coding region runs from base 153 to 2903 and encodes 916 amino acids. Gene Ontology annotation, molecular function: ubiquitin protein ligase binding. The record is from RefSeq and is a predicted model, not a curated record.